AUGGAUUUUCCACGGAUGGAGAUGAGCGUAUUGGUUAGUGUAGUCUGGAGCAGUUUGUUCCCAACGAGAAGAACGAGCCGGAUGGGGGUCACGUUGGCCCUGAAGACAUCAACAGCCAGGGCGACGAAGCCGGAAAGGUUGCUGACGAAGGGCGCGUGUGAACGGAGAUGCUAA
Molecule: messenger RNA, 174 nt
Organism: Haemonchus placei
Lineage: Eukaryota; Metazoa; Nematoda; Chromadorea; Rhabditida; Trichostrongylidae
Source: the annotation of a GenBank genome assembly